AUGAAAAAGGUUGCGAAAACGAAAAAGAAAGGAAAAAAGUGCGAAGAACUCGUUCGAGUUGUCUUUGAUGAUCGAUCGACUCUGACCAUCAAUCUGACAAGAAUAAUCACUUUUGACGAGUCUCCGAUGGAUGGCUCUUUGGAGCACGAGAGAGGGCGGUCCAAGUGUAAUAAAAACAUUAAGAAAACGAUGAUUUACUAG
Caenorhabditis briggsae is the source of this 201-nucleotide messenger RNA. Bases 1 to 201 code for a protein of 66 amino acids. The record is from RefSeq and is a predicted model, not a curated record. Lineage: Eukaryota; Metazoa; Nematoda; Chromadorea; Rhabditida; Rhabditidae. The transcript has a single exon.